Messenger RNA from Prunus armeniaca (apricot), 1599 nucleotides. Lineage: Eukaryota; Viridiplantae; Streptophyta; Magnoliopsida; Rosales; Rosaceae. The record is from the annotation of a GenBank genome assembly.
AUGGCGGUGGAGAAUUUGGCUUCAAAUUCAAUGGAGAAUAUUUCUUGGCUUCAAGGCCUGCUAUGGUGGAGAAACUGGGGCAAAAGAGACUGGGCAAUAUCAGCCAUCGGAUUUGCCGUCUUUGUCUUCGCUCUCUCUUUCGUCUCCUACUCUUGGAACUCUGAUCCAGACUCCAACCUCAGCUCCUCAUUCCAUCGAAUCACCGCCACCGAUUUGGUCGACUUGACCUUGUUGCACAACGCCACACGUAGAGGCGCAGUUUGCUUAGAUGGGAGUUUGCCUGGCUACCAUUUUCAAAAGGGCUUUGGUUCUGGCGCCAAUAGUUGGGUGCUUUACAUUGAGGGUGGAGGUUGGUGCAAUACAAUAGAAUCGUGUUUUUGGCGUAGAGAGAUCCAUUUAGGGUCUUCCAAACAUAUGGGACAUCGAGUCCACUUUACUGGGAUUUUAAGCCCUCACCAAGCACAAAAUCCUGAAUUCUUUAACUGGAACAGAGUCAAAGUGCAGUAUUGUGAUGGUGCAUCUUUAGCCGGCCACCCGGAUAAUGAGUUGAGGAAUGGAACACGCCUUUUCUUUAGGGGUCAGCUCAUCUGGGAAGCACUUAUGGAUAAGUUCUUCUCACUUGGCCUGUCGAAAGCGAAACAGGCCCUUCUUGCGGGAUGCUCCGCCGGUGGAUUGGCGGCUCUUAUACAUUGUGAUGAAUUUCGUGGUCUUCUGCCUAAGAAUGUAACUGUCAAAUGUCUUGCUGAUGCAGGUUUUUUUCUUGAUGAGAAAGAUGUUAUCGAAAAUCCCACCAUGAGAUAUUUCUUUCACGAUGUUUUCAUCCUUCAUGGUUUAAGAAAAAGUUUACACAAGGAUUGUAUUGCAAGAAAGGAACCAGCUGAGUGUCUAUUUCCUGAAAAAAUUAUUAAAAACAUUGCCACCCCAGUGUUCCUCCUCCACUCAGCUUAUGAUUUUUGGCAGAUACAAAAUAUCUUGAUACCUGAAGGAUCAGAUCCGUAUCACUACUGGCAAAAGUGCAGACUGGAAAUUCAUAAUUGCAAUGCUACCCAGGUUGAAAUACUGCAAGGUUACCGCAGAUCUCUUUUGAAGGCGCUAAAAGAAUUCCAGAAAAAUAAGGAAGGAGGAAUGUUUAUAAGUUCAUGCUUUAUUCAUUGCCAGGCAUGGAUGACUGAGACAUGGCAUGCUCCCACUUCUCCACGAAUAAACAAUAAGGGUUUAGCAAAGAGUUUGCACAAGGAUUGUGCUACGAGAAUGGAACCUUCUAAGUGUCUCUUUCCUGAGGAAAUCAUUAAAAACAUUAACACCCCAGUGUUCCUAGUCAACCCCGCCUACGAUUUUUGGCAGAUACAACAUGUUUUGAUACCUGAAUCAUCAGAUCCACAUGGCUAUUGGAAAAGCCUGCAAGUUGUGAUCAGCAGGAAGUUUGGGUCUUCUCAUCAUGUCACAUUUAAACUACUCCAUAAAGUUGUUACUCUUAAGAUAGGAUUCUUAAGGAAAUUGUUCUAUGAAACAUCUCACUGGAACAAUCUGGUCAUAGAUUUUGUGGACCAUUACAGUUGCAAGUUGGAAACAGUGGGCAUUGCUAAUGUAAUCUUAUGA